GUCUUCGCUGUCCGUGGCCACCAAAAUCCCCGUUGUUAUCUGUACUGGCACAGUGCAGGGAACUCUGGACGACGUGAUGUAUGGCAUCUUCGUGCACGACACGGCUUCUCUUCAGAGACGCAGCCUCUACGGCAAGGACGGCCUGGACGACUUCCAGCGGGACUACGUUGUGUUGAUACGCACGGGAUUCGCGACCAGCUCGCGCGGCGAACGCAUUGGCUACUGCAUCGCCCAGUCGGUGUCGCACGCGGGCCUGCCAGAGCUGAAGACCCUAGGCAUCGUUCGCGCCAGCGUGUCCUUCUGCGUCAUCUUCCGACAGCAAAGCGACCAAAUCGUCGAGGCCUUCGCGCACGCAGUGAUCGACCCUGGAGGCACAAUGCUCACGUUCUUCGCACUCCAGGAGAUCGCGAAUAGUAUUCUGGGCAUGGGGGCUCCGAUCGAAUGCGCUCAAGGCAAGAAGUUGCGGUGGUACACAGCGAUCGAGAGUGAAGACCGGAAUACUUGCGCGUAUUGCCACAAGUCCAUCGGCAAACUCUUCUCGACCCAGAGUUGCGUGUGCAAGCGUUGCAGUGUGAACAAGGAGCUCGUGGUGCGGUCGAGCCACAGCAAGUCGGGGAUGGCAGCUCAUGCUUACAACUUCUGCCUCGUCUGCUUCCUGGCUGCUAGGAAUCUCUCGACGGAGGAGAUCCAGCGGGAGGAAGUCGUGUAUAAGCGCUUCGUGAAUCGGUGA
Phytophthora sojae is the source of this 730-nucleotide messenger RNA. RefSeq lists its product as hypothetical. The record is from RefSeq and is a predicted model, not a curated record. The transcript has 4 exons. Lineage: Eukaryota; Oomycota; Peronosporomycetes; Peronosporales; Peronosporaceae. The coding region runs from base 77 to 730 and encodes 217 amino acids.